Molecule: messenger RNA, 3941 nt
Organism: Paramormyrops kingsleyae
Lineage: Eukaryota; Metazoa; Chordata; Actinopteri; Osteoglossiformes; Mormyridae
Source: RefSeq, a predicted model, not a curated record
GAUCUGCCUUCAUAAUUACAUGGUUUAUUAGUAAGUGAAGGUGCCAGUUUUUGGCGUGUUUGGUUCAAGAGGCAUCAAGGACAGGAUCGCUAAGUGAUUCAGGCAGGGGUGCCGUAUAGGUCUGCUUAAAGAAGCCGCAGUGACCUCACCAUAUCAAAAUGAGCCAUUUCUUGUGCAUCCCUACCAAAGUAAGGAGACGGACGUUUAAGUUCCAGGCUUCACGGAAGCACGUCCGCCCUUUUCUCCUGCAAAUCAUGGACGAUUUAGUGGAUGAUGAGUUGAAGCGGUUCAAGUUCCACCUGAACACACAAGUGCUGCAGGAAUUCCAGCCCAUUCCAGUCAGUCAGUUAGAGCGUGCCGACCGGAUGGAUACAGUUAAAAAAAUGAAAGACUAUUAUAAUACUGAAGGAGCACUUCGGGUAACUCAUGCUGUAUUGAAGAAAAUGGAAAUGAAUGAUCUGGCUAAAAAAGUACAGAAAGUCAUGAAUAUGGCACACUCUCCACCCAGUAAACUUAACAUCAACUCUCUGGGUACAAACACUGUCAACCUCACCUGGGACAAGCCAAAAGGGAUGGAUGGCAUUUCACACAGUUACAAUGUGACGUGGACGGACAGCAGCUCGGGCCAGAGCCGUUCCAUCAUCACUGAUGAGAACGAAGUUGUCCUGUCCGGCCUGAGCCCAGGAGCGGAGUGCAGCCUCUCUGUUUGCACUAUGCUGAAAGACACCGAUCUCAAGAGUGAACCUGUCACCGUCCAAACCUGCACAAGGCAUGAGCUGAGAAUUGUGCUGUUAGGAAGAACUGGAGUGGGGAAGAGUGCAACUGGAAACACCAUCCUGGGCAGGAAAGAGUUUAAGUCAGAAGUCAGCAACUACUCUGUAACAAUGAGCUGUGCUAAAGCCAGAGGCAAAGCCUGUGGGAGAAAGAUGUCAGUGGUGGACACUCCAGGCCUGUUUAACACGAAGCUGAGCAAGGAUGAUCUCAUAAAGAAGAUCAAAGAGUGUAUUUCCCUGUGUGCUCCUGGGCCUCAUGCAUUCCUGGUGCUGCUGCAGGUGGGCAGAUUCACACAAGAAGAGCAGGAAACACUGAACAUCAUCCAGGAGGUUUUUGGCCCAGAAUCAGCUCAAUACACCAUGGUGCUGUUCACACAUGGGGACGUUCUGGGUGACGCUGCUGACCGAUUUCUUAGCGGUGAUAAAAAGCUUAAUGAAUUCAUUAAAAAAUGCCAGGGUGGAUACUUUGUCUUCAACAAUAAAGAUGUAUGGAAUGCCAAUCAGGUCACAGAUUUGCUGGACAAGAUAGAGGAGAUGAUAAAAAAGAAUGGAGGAGGCCAUUACACCAACGAGAUGUUCAUGAAGGCCAGAAAGGGCAGCAAGAAGAAAAACAAUGAGGUUCUGCAAGAAAAAGAGGAGGUGAAGAAAGAAAAGCAAAAAACGCUGGAAAAAACUUCAACAGACCUGGAUGAAAAAAUGAAAAAAAGGACUGUCUGUGAAGAGAUUGAUACAUUUAUUGUGUACAAGCCUUUAGGGGUGGGAUACUGGCUGGCCCCGCUGUACGACCUCGCUGUACGAGCCCGCUGUACGACCUCGCUGUACGACCCUGCUGUACGAGCCCGCUCUACGACCUCGCUGUACGACCUCGCUGUACGAGCCCACUGUACGACCUCGCUGUACGAGCCCGCUGUACGACCUCGCUGUAUGAGCCCACUGUACGAGCCCGCUGUACGAGCCCACUUUACGAGCCCACUGUACGAUCUCACUGUACGAGCCCGCUGUACGACCUCACUGUACGACCCCGCUGUACAAGCCCGCUGUACGACCUCACUGUACGACCCCACUGUACGAGGCUGCUGUACGACCUCACUGUACGACCCCACUGUACGAGGCCGCUGUACGACCUCACUGUACGAGCCCACUUUACGAUCUCACUCUACAACCCCACUUUACGAGCCUGCUGUACAACCCCACUGGCUGACCCCGCUGAUUGACCCCACUACUCACAGCAUCAUGCCACAAAAAACCUCCAUGGGGUGCUUCCCUAGGCAUGCGAAGCGGACAGGCUUUAAGGCUUCACAGAAGCAUGUCCGCCCUUUUCUCCUGCAAAUCAUGGAUGAUUUAGUGGAUGAUGAGCUGAAGCGGUUUAAGUUCCACCUGAACACCCAAGUAAUGGAUGGAUUUCAGCCCGUUCCAGUCAGUCAGCUAGAACGUGCCGACCGGAUAGAUACAAUUAAGAAAAUGAAAAACCACUACAAUACUGAGGGUGCACUUCAGAUCACUCACGCCAUAUUGAAGAAGAUGGAAAUGAAUGAUCUGGCUAAAAAACUACAGAAUAUAAUGAAUAUGGUGCGCUCUCCGCCCAGCAGUCUCAGCAUCAGCUCACUGGGUACAAACUCUGUCACCCUCGACUGGGAGAAGCCGAAAGGGAUGGAGGACAUUUCACACAGUUACAGUGUGACGUGGAUGGACAGCAGCUCGAGCCAGAGCCAUUCCAUCAUCACAGAUGAGAACGAGGUUGUCUUGUCCAGCCUGAAACCAGGAACGGAGUACAGCCUCUCUGUGUGCACUAUGCUGAAAGACACCGAUCUCAAGAGUGAACCUGUCACCAUCAAAACCUGCACAAGGCAUGAGCUGAGAAUUGUGCUGUUAGGAAGAACUGGAGUGGGGAAGAGUGCAACUGGAAACACCAUCCUGGGCAGGAAAGAGUUUAAGUCAGAAGUCAGCAACUACUCUGUAACAAUGAGCUGUGCUAAAGCCAGAGGCAAAGCCUGUGGGAGAAAGGUGUCAGUGGUGGACACUCCAGGCCUGUUUAACACGAAGCUGAGCAAGGAUGAUCUCAUAAAGAAGAUCACAGAGUGUGUUUCCCUGUGUGCUCCUGGGCCUCAUGCAUUCCUGGUGCUGCUGCAGGUGGGCAGAUUCACACAAGAAGAAAAGGAAACACUGAACAUCAUCCAGGAGGUUUUUGGCCCAGAAUCAGCUCAAUACACCUUGGUGCUGUUCACACAUGGGGACGUUCUGGGUGAAGCUGCUGACCGAUUUCUUAGCGGUGAUGCAAAGCUUAAAGAAUUCAUUGAGAAAUGCCAGGGUGGAUAUCAUGUCUUCAACAAUAAAGAUGUAUGGAAUGCCAAUCAGGUCAUAAAUCUGCUGGACAAGGUAGAGGAGCUGAUCGAAAAGAAUGGAGGAGGCCAUUACACCAACGAAAUGUUCAUAAAGGCCAAGAAGGGCUGCAAGAAGAAAAACAAUGAGGUUCUGCAAGACAAAGAGGAGGUGAAGAAAGAAAAGUACAAAACUCUGGAUAAAAUUUUAGCAGACUUGGAUGAAAAAAAGAAAAAAAGUAAUGAGUAACCCAGCAUAAGAACAGUAACGGUCAUAUUUAAUACAUAUUUAGCACAUAUGUGUAUUCAUAUAAUGUGAAUAGUAAAGAAGAAAAUGAUCAUAUUCUCCUAAUACUGUCUCAACAAGAUAAUCACAACAUAUUUUACUGCAGGAUAUGCUUGUGUCCACCCUGACAUCAUCGAAAGCACAGAAUCCUGAUCAAUAUUUCUAAUUAAUAUUUUUCUGAUUUUAUAAAGAACAUACUGCUAAAUGUAUCUGAAUUUUCAAAUUGUUAUUCAACUUAAAUGCUUUGUAAACAUUUUGAAUAAUUUGUAGGUUAUAGUUUUUUCUAUAGUUGUUUUCUCUCUGUCAUUUGUUGAACAUGCAACUGUCUGGUUACCAACUUACUUUUCUUUGUUCAUAUAUUUACCAAAAUGGCAUCUGCUAGCUAAAUAAGUGUAAGUAUUCCAUGUUUUAUUUUCAGUGUCAAUGUUUUUUUUACCUUUAACUUAUGCUAGACAAUGCCAAUCAACAUAACCACAAUGAUAAUAAUAGUAUUACUCUCAAUAACCGAGUUCUUGAUAAACAAUUGGAAGAUGCUUGAAUAUUCCUAGUAGGGUUACUUUUUGU